Cotesia congregata is the source of this 474-nucleotide messenger RNA. Lineage: Eukaryota; Metazoa; Arthropoda; Insecta; Hymenoptera; Braconidae. The record is from the annotation of a GenBank genome assembly.
AUCGAUUUCAAGAUAAAAACUGUCGAACUGAGAGGCAAAAAAAUAAAAUUACAGAUAUGGGACACUGCUGGUCAAGAGCGUUUCCACACUAUCACAACUUCUUACUACCGAGGAGCUAUGGGUAUAAUGCUCGUUUAUGACAUAACUAAUGAAAAAACAUUUGAGAAUAUUGUCAAGUGGCUCAGAAAUAUUGAUGAACAUGCUAAUGAGGAUGUAGAAAAAAUGAUAUUGGGCAAUAAAAGUGAUGUGGAAGACCGGCGUGUUGUCAGCACAGAAAAAGGAGAAGCAAUUGCCAGAGAGCAUGGAAUCAGAUUUAUGGAAACCUCAGCAAAGGCAAACAUAAAUAUUGACCGUGCGUUCAGUGAAUUGGCAGAAGCUAUCUUGGACAAAACACACGGGAAAGAACCUCAAGAUGCUCCUGAUCGCGUGACAGUCGAUCGCAGGGUAGAAAGAAGUUCGAAUCGGUGCUGCUAA